Molecule: messenger RNA, 1414 nt
Organism: Cuscuta epithymum
Lineage: Eukaryota; Viridiplantae; Streptophyta; Magnoliopsida; Solanales; Convolvulaceae
Source: the annotation of a GenBank genome assembly
CUGGAAAGUGCACUGGUAGAUGUAAAUACCGAAUAGUUGUCCGAUUGAAACCUUCCCGAGCAAGAAGAAGAUGAGUUUCUCUAAUUGAGAACCCUGGAAUCCACGGCCCCUCAAAACAUUUUGGUAGCACACACACGAGAUUCAAAUUAAAAUGGCAAAUAGGUAAAAUUAAUCAUAUUAUUAUUUGAUUAAAAAAAAAUUAAUAUGAGGCUGUAUUUAGCAAAAGAUAGAUGCUGCAUUUACAAUUAGCCAAAAUUUAAUACCCAAAAAGAAAGCCCAUCAACCCAAAGCUAUGGAUGGCUCUACCGGUGAUUAAUACUGCGUAUGAGUAAACCCUACCCUCAUCCACUUUGCGUUGUGUCUGCAUGGCGACCCCCCCAGGCUCAUCCUCAAUCGAGCCCGAGUUGAAGAAACCAAAACUCGAUCAUGGUGGUGAUCAAUGUGAGGUGGAAAGUUUUGAGGAAGAACCUGAAGAAUGGGAAUUUGAAAAGGAAAUUUUACCCCAAGAUUUCCAGGAUGAACUCUAUGUUGAACUCUGCAACUCGGCUCUUGCUUAUUACCUGGAUAAGCAUCCAGGAGAAUCUUAUGGGUUCAAGAACAUGAAAGGGGGGUAUUGGUGGUUUGUUUGGCAAACUGCGACUUAUGUGUUGGAAUUUUGUGCUGAAAAUCUGAACAUGGAUGAUAAGCGUCUACAAAGCUUUAGUGCCAGGGUUCUUUGUCAUCAUCGGAAGGAGCCUGAACUUUUAGAAAUAAAGAAAUGUGUGCUACUCAAAGAUGGGGUUGAACAGUUUGAGAAAUGGGAUAGGUUUGGUGAUGCUAUGCCAGAAAUUCCGCUUGAAGAUCUUAAGAAAAGAGGAAAGGAAUAUGAAAAUGCAGUUGAACUUUGCAGAUUGGCUCUUCAAGAUUACCAAUCUAACCAUCCCGAAGAAUGUUAUGAGUUUGUGAGCCUGAAGAAGGUGAAACGUUAUCUCUUUCGUGGUUUUCAGUACAAACUUGUAUUUCUUGCCAAACACACAACUCUUGAUGACAAUCCUCUGGCAACCUUUCAAGCCUUGGGUUUUCACCUCGUGCGAGCUGUUGAAGUACAUGAAUGCGAGACCAUUGGAUAGGGUUAUGGUAUGGUAACCUGCACCAGCCCUAUUUAUGUAAUCCGAUGAGUAAUUUAUGUUGGUAACUAUUUAUGUUGUAAUAUGUGUCCACGGAGUAUUUCCAUCAUUUUCAAUAGAGCCAAAGACUAACUACUUUUUGGCUUGGGAAUAUGAUGGAAUAAAGCAAAAUGACUCAAUAAACUGUGUGCGCUUCUUUGAUAUGAAGUAUGAUCAGUCCAUGCAUUUUUUAACGCGAUUUUCACUAUGGGUCAUCCGGAAACAGUCUCUCUAUGCUUUAAUAUACGGGUAAGACUGUGUACAUCUGA